CUGCGCGCGCCGGGGCCCCGGGCGCAUGGAGCAGCGCUGAGCGCCGCAGCCGCCGCCACCGCUGAGGCGGGCGGGGGGGGGGACCCGCCGGCCCCGCGCCACCGCCACCGCCGCCCUCCCGGCGCUGAGGUGCACAGGACCGGAGUAAACAAGAUUCAUUAGAAUAAGAGGAAGGAGGAAUAACUGCGGGGACAUGUCACCUGCCAGCGUGGUGAUCCAGGACCUCGGAAGUCGGAGUGGCGUUGUCUUAACACCUUUGAAUGGAUGACAAGUCUGCUUCCGUAAGGUGCUUCCUGAGCUACGGAGAGAGAGGUUGUAUGUGGGGGAGCUGGCAGGUUUGGGAGGGCCUCCUGAAGAGGAUGGGGAAAUUGCUUCUCUGAGUGAUGUUGACAGGGUCCAGAGAGAAGACGGGCACCUCUCUUAAUUUAAGAUGUCCCAGUCAAUCAAAGCGUCUCCAUCGUCAUCAAAUACAACUCCUUUCAUUCGCCUCUUCCAUUCACCUACCCAAAGACCAAAUCUGGAAAUAGUAACCAAAAGAGAAGCCCACGUCAUACACAAAGCAGGGAAAGGUUGAAGUAGUUUAAGGGUUGGCCAGAUGCAGUGGGGCAUGGAGUGAACAGAAAGAGGUUAAAUUGAUGGAUGACCAACAAGAGCAGGAUUGUGCCUCAGAAGACCAAGAAACUAUCCUGAUUAAUGGGGUGAAAGAAAAUGAGCCACACUCCCUGGAUGGCGAUGAGAGGCCUUGCACCGCCGCCGAGGCCGCGGUCACGUUCUCAGCCCUGACGACAGCUCAGAAGGAAAACCACGCGUGCCACCGGGCGCUGCCAUCCCUGACUUCAAAGAAGCCCUGUUUGCUGAGCCCCCCGUCGCCGCUGCGGCUCACCGAUGUCCCCGAGCACGCCUCGGAUGACUCCUCCGCCCACGCCAUCUCCCUCACGUCCUGCGUGACAAAGGGCAUGAGCUCCUGGUCGCUGCCGGGCGACUGCGAGAAGGCUCCCUUCACCAUGAUGGAGCCCGGAGGCAUGUCGGCACUGACGGGUGACUGCUUGAUGCAGCCGAGCCGGACCUGUCUGGGCUGCUUUAUUGAAUCAAAGGACGGCAUUGAUGCAGAGCCGGGAAUAAGCUUGAAAGUGGGGGAUAUAAAUAGGGAUUAUGACACCUGUUCGGUCUCUGAUAUAGGGAUUCACUGCAUGAGCACAGGAGAAACCAUGAGAUAUGGGGAUCAACUGCUUUCAGACCAGCUUUUAAGCUUCCCUAUGCAUAAAUCGAGGGCAGCGGACAAAAGAGAUGCAGAAAAAUCUGACAGUGAUUCAGAGGACCCCACUCAGAAAAAUUAUUACGAGGGAUUACUAUUAGACAAAUGCAAUGGUGAGGAACCUUUACUAACAAAUCCCAACCAGGAAUGGGGCUAUUUUGAAUCUUUCAUUAGUGAAAGUAAAAUUGAGCUGCUUGACCUCUGCUCCAAAAAUGAGCUUUCUGUAAAUCUGUUUUCCGAGGAAGACGUGGAUAAUUAUAUGUUCGAUGACGACGAUUCCACCUUGGGAAGCGAUGUCUGCUCCCUAAAGAUUAGAUACGAAUCUUUCCAGGACAACGUGCGGGAGAAGACCACCACCCUGCAGGAGGACGCCCAGUUCAACUUCUUCCCCAGCGUGUUCGGCAACUGCACCAAAAGGGACAGCAGGAGCACCCUGAAAAGGGGGCCUGGCGGUGCCACCGACCCUUCGCAGUUCAAAUCUGAGGAAGGCAUCAUCUGGGGGGAGGAGGAGGAGGACGGCGAGGAAGAGGACGGCGAGGAGGAGGAGAAAGCUGCCUUAAAUAAAUCUUGCAACAGCACAGAGAUGGUGCAGUAUGUGGGCUCCAAGAGGAGCCACUUCUUGGACUCGGUGAAUUCCACGGAGGACUCCGGGGAGUUCAGCGACGACAGCACUUGCACGGAGUCCUCCUAUGACGUGCUGCGGGAUAUCAAGGACUGCAGCCGGUACCUGUCCCGGGACCACUCCAGCUCCUUCAUUCAGCAGAACUACGGGUUGCGGGCAAAGAGGAAAGUGCGAUACAGCGACGACUACCUGUACGAUGUGGACUCCAUCGAGAACGAGAAGAUCCUGGACAAGAAGGAGUGGCUGCCGGACGGGCCCAAGGAAGAGGACGACGACGAGUGGUGCCCCAAGAAACGGCGAAAAGUCUCUCGCAAGGAGCCCCCCGUUAUCAUCAAGUACAUCAUCAUUAACAGGUUUAAAGGGGAGAAGCAUAUGCUGGUGAAGCUCAGCAAAGUGGAUGCCAACGAGACAACUGUUACCCUAAACGAGGAGCUGCUCAGCAAAUACGAAAAGCUGGCCCCACUGAAGGGCUUCUGGCAAGAGAGGCAGCAGAGCCGGCUGGAUUUGCUCAGAUCGUCUCUCUACCACAAGCAGAAUUUCUAUCUUAACGGCUCAGAUGCUUCGUUCCUCCCUCACCCACGGAAGCGAAAAUGCAAGCUAGCAAACAGGCACCGGAUUCAAAGAAUUAAAGCCAUCGAGCAAUCAGUGAACAAGCUGGGCUCUUGCUCCUCUGAUCACAAGCAGCCUUGCAGCAGUAAAGAGGACGCGGGCCUGAAAGGGCUGCCGGCGUUAGCCAUCGCCACCCCCAGCUGUGCCAACGGAUUACACGUAAGUGACAUCACGGGCAUCGCCGCCGUGAAAUGCAAAUCGCAGGAGCGGGAGCACAAGGGGACGGAGAGGAAAGUGCUCCGCAGAAUCAAAUUCAAAAGUGAAGCCAGGUUGAAGUGCAAGAAGAUCAAAGCUGCUACCAGCACGGCGGAGGGCUCCCCGGCGCUGGAAAACCAGGACUCUGCAGUGCGCCUGAAGGACGAAAACGUUCCUUGUGCUUCAGACAGCUCCCAUCUCCCGGAGUGCCACGAGGAUAAGGUUGCUAAAAAUUCUCCUUUCCUACCAUCCACCUCCUCUUCAGACAAGCCUCUGCCAUCUGCUAAUAUCACCACCAAUGUACCCCUGAUUCCCGGAGGGUAUCUGCAGACGUUGUUAGAUGCUUCUGAUUUGUCGAGCAACACCAGUAUCUCAUACUUCGCCCAGCAUCCCUCCGAGCAGCAGCAGCACCCGCUCCCCAGCAUCGUCCCGGCGGAAAAGCCCUUCCCGGCUCUGCAGCCGGCGCAGAGCUGCGUGCUCUCCCCGCCCUCCGAGUCGGAGCUGCAGCAGUCGCCCGGCCACUUGGAGAUGGAGCAGAGCAGCUUCGGUAGCAUGUGGCCGGCCAGCAAAGCUGCCGGCAGCAACCGCCAGGACUUCCCCGGCGACAUGCGGGAUGCAGCCGGGCUGCCGAGCGAGUUCGGGGGCGGCGGUGCCGCGGGCGCAGACGGCCUCCCUGCCUCUGGAUACACUCAAGUCAAUCUGAAUAGCAGCAAAUUGCUCUACCAAAAAAAUUACAUGCCGGAUAGCCAACAAGUGCAGUCUGAUGAUUCUUAUCAGUCAUGUCAUUUUAAUAAUGGAGAGGGGCGCUUUCAUUUCCAACGAGGUACACUAAGUACAGAUGAUGGCAGGCUCAUUAGUUUUGAUUCAGUGGGUUCAUUGUCAGUUAGUUCUAGCAAUUACAGUUCUUUAAGUUUAAAGUCUUGUGAAAAGGACGGCGAGGAUGAUAUUAAUGACGAUUUCUUGGCCCACUGCAGUCCCAAGCUAGUGAUCCAGCAGAGCAUAGACGAAAUCACCCCUCUGAAGGAGUCCACGGACCUUUUAGACAUUUCCAACUUCACGCCUGAUAAGUUCCGCCAGUCGUCGCUUUCGGAGAUGUCCCCUCCGGACACUCCCAACCUGUCCCCGCAGAUAGCUGGCUCCGACGCCAAGCCUCUGGGCACCCUGAAGGGCUUUCAGGAGAGCCCCCAGGCCGCCCUCAACAGCUCCGAGAAGGUCAAGUGGAACUGCGGGGUCCUGCAGACCGAGGAUCAGGCAGAUAAUGGGUUUGCUUUAAAUAAUCACCAGUUCCAGUUCCAUAUGUUCAACGAUGAAGAUUCUGUCAGCCUUCUCGAAAAGAGUCCAUGCUUGUCAACAUUUAAUGAGCCAUCUGGUCAAAUUAGCACCAAUAGCAAAGUGUCAAAAUCGAAGAGGAAAAGUUCAUCCAGCAAGAAUGUGGGUACAAACCAAAGCUCUUCCCAGAAAGCCACCCGGAAAAAAUCGCCCAAAACCAACAAAGGAACCGAUAAGCCGCAAGGGAAAAACUCCAGGCAGGCACCCAAAUCCACCAGAAAAGGGAAAAACGCAGCGGGAGUCAACGGCGAGAAGGCUCCAGCUGUUGGCGGCAGGGUGGUCAACCAGCUGAGCAACGUGGCCACUGCCACCAAGGGCCUUGCCGAGAGCGCUCAGCAUUGCGGCCCGGCCGGGGUGAAACUGGGCAAGCACAACGGGCUCUCCGGAGAGUGGGCACUGGGAAAAGAGGGUGGCACGGGCUGGUCGGAAGCCAGCCUGGGCAAUGCCACCAGCCUCCUGGACGACGAUCAGCGGGAGUUUGAGGAGCCUUCCAACAUCCUGUCCAACAUCGCGUCGGGAAUGGCGGACGUCCAGAGGUUUAUGAUGGCCUCCAUCGAGCCCUUGUGGGGGCCUGUUGGCCACAACAGCGUUCCAGACAUAUUCCGGUCGCCGGAGUCCAACAGCCUGAAACUGAAAACUCUUAAAAUUUUGGCAGGGACGUCCCAAGAGUCGAAGAAGAAGGCGAACGGUGGCUCACCGGGGGCGGCGAAGAACCACAAGUCAAACACCAAGGGCUCAAGCAAAAACGGCAAAGCCGCAGCCGGCGACCCCGGUCGCCCCAACUGCUCGACCGGGUUCACCACGGACAUUCACGCUCCCUUUUUUGAUAAAAACUAUAGUAACCUGAGCACUUUAGGCAAUAACGGACCUACCCAUAAAAAACUCUACCGUCAUAAAUCCAGUUCGAAAUCGCUGAGGGAUGAGAACUGUAAAAUAAAGCGAACGGACCGCGAACAGCCCCACAAGGACCCCCCCGUGACAGCUGCUUUUGAGAAACUGAGGUAAUGCUGCACCAAACUGGCUGGAAUGCCCCUUAACCUCCCUCCCACCUGCUAAGCCCGCUGUUCCUCAGUUUUUUCCUUCCUGAAAGCAAAAGUUGCAUGAAAAAAAAAAAAAAAAAAAAAAAAAAAAAAGAGACGUUCCCCUUUUACAGUUUUGGUUGGUUUUGGGGGUUGGUUUUUUUUUUUCCUUUGGGUUUUGGUUGUGGUUUUUUUUUUUUUUUUUUUUUAAAUGCAUGAAAAUACUUCUUACUUGCAAGCUACCUAAAAGAAUGACCGAUUUUCUGGCUUGGCUGGGGUUAAAAACACUAACAAGGCUACUCUUUUCUGCUGUUUGGCUUCUUCAGUUUUUAAUUACUUAUUUAUUGGGGGGAAAAAAAAAAACAAAAAACAAAAAAAACAAACCGUGAUUACACGCUCUUUUUAAUGAUUUUGACGAGGAAAGACUUUUUUUUUUUUUUGGUUGAACAUUUUGUAAAAAAUAAACCACAAAAAAAAAAAAAAAAAAAAGAGGUUAUGCAUCCAAAAGCCAAGAUCUUGAAACUUAAAGGCUCUUUACUUUGCAAAUGAGAACUCGUUCCUAAUUGAGCUUCACGUGGCAAUUUUGAGUGCUUUCUGGCCCCCUCUGCUGUUUAUCUCCUAACCUGCAUCAUCUAAAGCCGCAUCUUCUGCACCCGCCCGCCUUUAGCGCGUUCGCUCCGUCGUGGUGACUCCAGACGAGCUAACUAAGAUGGCAUCAAAUGUUUGAUUUUUUCCUGCAGGGAAUCAGACUCCAUUCUUCUUAAAGCAGAAACAACAUUUUUGGGUUUUCCUGUAUUUGAAGAAGAGACUCCCUUUUCUAGAAAGACGGUUGAUGUUUGUUUCUUUCUUUUUUUUUUUUAAUUAUUAUUUUAUUUUCUUUUUCGGUUGGGUUUGUUUUGGGUUUUUUUUUCCCGUCGGUUCCUUUUCGAAAUCUGCCUUGUGGUAUGUUGAAAUGUAAGUGCUGAAAUGAAGAGUUUGAAAUUGUGGGAACUUUAUUAUUAUUUGAAAGCAAACCUAAUCUGGUAUUCUCUGUGAAAAGACUGUUUUAAAAGUCAUACUGUUGUACAGUAGUUUAUGCACUAUUACCCACAACAACAAAAAAUUGUGCCAAACUAUGAACAAGUGACUGUAUUGUAUAUAUUUUUACUUCUCUAUCAACAUUGGGUUGUGAGUGUUUUCUGCAGCUAUGCCUUUUGGUUUUACUAGAAACAUUCCAGUUGUUAAGUACUAACCACCCCCACCCCCCCUUCGAAAGCACCUGUAACUCACGGUGAAAAUGAUAUUGUUCACUUAUACAACUUACCAAAAGUUUUAUGGACAUGACUAAAAGUGUGCCAAAUUUACUUACCUCAUUUCAUGGAUUCACCCUGUGGU
Molecule: messenger RNA, 6403 nt
Organism: Chroicocephalus ridibundus (black-headed gull)
Lineage: Eukaryota; Metazoa; Chordata; Aves; Charadriiformes; Laridae
Gene: NEXMIF
Product: neurite extension and migration factor
Exons: 6
Coding region: 636-5015 (1459 amino acids)
Biological process (GO): negative regulation of cell-cell adhesion mediated by cadherin; negative regulation of cell adhesion mediated by integrin; negative regulation of cell-matrix adhesion
Cellular component (GO): nucleus
Source: RefSeq, a predicted model, not a curated record